Molecule: messenger RNA, 1108 nt
Organism: Impatiens glandulifera
Lineage: Eukaryota; Viridiplantae; Streptophyta; Magnoliopsida; Ericales; Balsaminaceae
Product: transcription termination factor MTEF1, chloroplastic-like
Exons: 1
Coding region: 102-1088 (328 amino acids)
Biological process (GO): regulation of DNA-templated transcription
Molecular function (GO): double-stranded DNA binding
Source: RefSeq, a predicted model, not a curated record
ACAAUCCUCCAGAUCAUCAUCUUCUUCAUUCACACCUUAUCCAUUCCCAGUUCCUCUUUCUCUUUCCCUUUCCAACCUCUUUCUCUAGCCAAACAUGCGAUAUGCCAGACACACUCCAUCUCUCCCCCUCAACCACCACCACCACCGGCCAACUUCCGGCCAACUUUUCCUCUAAACAAUUAAAUUUCACUCCAAACCCACUUCAAAGAAACCUUCAAUUCCCCACCCUUUCCUCCUCCUCCGCCGCCGCCGCCGCCGUCAACAUCUCCAUUUCCAAACCCUGUCUCCCAUCUUCAAUCAAUGCCCACUCAGACUUCCAAGAAAAAAUGCUAUUUCUCGACUCAAUCGGAAUCGAUUUCCUCUCCCUAACAUCUUCCCACCCACACAUCGCCGCCGCCGCUUCAGUGUCCGACUUAAAACAAAUCAUCAAUUACCUCACCUCCAUCGGUCUCUCAACUUCAGAUCUCAACCGAAUCGCUUCAAUGUGUCCUGAAAUACUAUCUCUAAAACUCACCCAUCUUCAACAAGUAAUCACCUUUCUCCAACAAGAAGCCGGAGUCGAAAAAACCAAACUCCGCCACGCCAUCCACCGUCGGCCGCGACUCCUGAUCAGCUCCGUCGAAAACCGCCUGCAACCCACACUCAAUUUCCUUAAAACCAUCGGAGUAAGCGAAAUAAACCGGCACACGUCUCUCCUUUCAUGCUCCGUGGAGGAGAAAUUCAUACCCAGAAUCGAAUAUCUUCAGAAAAUUGGGUUUUCUUACAAGGAAACGACUUUGAUGAUUCGGAGGUUUCCUUCGUUACUCCGGUACAGUAUUGAGGAGAAUUUGGAACCGAAAUUGAACUAUCUUGUGGUGGAAAUGGGAAGGGAAUUGAAGGAAUUGGUUGUUUUUCCGGAGUAUUUAUCGUUUAGUUUAGAGAAUAGGAUAAAGGCUAGACACCGGCGAUGCGUUGAGAAGGGUGUGGUUCUUUCUCUGCAGUUAAUGCUAAAGAGCAAUGAAGAAACGUUUGUGAGGUUAUUGGAAGAGAUUCCUUGUUGUAAUUCAUCACUUCUUCCGGUCAGAAAUUCCCAUUUGUUGAUUGCAUGAAUACAUAAUUCAUUUCUUAA